Molecule: messenger RNA, 348 nt
Organism: Aspergillus steynii IBT 23096
Lineage: Eukaryota; Fungi; Ascomycota; Eurotiomycetes; Eurotiales; Aspergillaceae
Exons: 6
Coding region: 1-348 (115 amino acids)
Source: RefSeq, a predicted model, not a curated record
AUGGGCGUAGGCCGGCGAGAACAGGACUAUGGCCCAGGCCCUAUGGGCGUAGGCCAACAAGAACAGGACUAUGGCCCAGGUCCCAUAGGCGCCCAAGAAGUAGACUAUAGCCCAGGCCCUAUGGGUGUAGGCCAACAAGAACUGGACUAUGGCCCAGGCCCCAUAGGCGUAGGCCGGCGAGAACAGGACUAUGGCCCAGGCCCCAUGGGCGUAGGCCAACGAGAACUGGACUAUGGCCCAGGCCCCAUGGGCCAUAGGCCACCUAAGCCUUACCCAGUCCUUACAUUCGCUAUAUUAUACUCAGUAUUAUUUCUCCUGAGGGUUGUGGUUGGCCGUCAGAUGGAUUAA